Molecule: messenger RNA, 2069 nt
Organism: Cicer arietinum (chickpea)
Lineage: Eukaryota; Viridiplantae; Streptophyta; Magnoliopsida; Fabales; Fabaceae
Source: RefSeq, a predicted model, not a curated record
AGAUUAAAUUUUUCUAUUAUAAAUAAAUAGGGAGUAAUCAAUUGAUACAUUGAUCCAAAAUCAUAACAAAAAAAGAAAAAAUAUUGAGAAGGGUGUAAAAAUGGGAUCUUUUUUUGUUCUAUUGCCUUAUCUUACUUUUGAGUUGUUCUUAUUGUUGUUGCUUACUCACUUUACUUCCUAUACUUUCUCAUUAUGCAACCAUCAUGACAAGUUUGCCUUGUUACAAUUCAAAAACUCACUUGCUAUCAACACAUCAUCCAAACCUGAUAUUUGGUAUGUUUGUUCCUCUUUUUCUUUCAAGACAGAGUCUUGGACAAACAAUACAGAUUGUUGCGAGUGGGAUGGUGUCAUGUGCAACCCUGUGUCAGGUCACGUGAUCAGUCUAGAUCUCAGCUGCAACAAUCUGAAAGGUGUAUUACAUCCCAAUAGCACUAUUUUUCAGCUUAACAACCUUCAACAACUCAACUUGGCUUUUAAUGAUUUUUCUGGUUCUUUGAUGCAUGCUGAAAUUGGUAAUCUUGUGAGUCUCACACAUCUUAAUUUAUCAAACACUGGUAUUAGUGGUAAUAUUCCCUACACAAUCUCUUACUUGUCAAAAUUAGUAUCACUUGAUCUCAGCAAUAACGGGUACAUGAGCCUGAAACUUGAUCCAUUCACAUGGAAGAAACUCAUUCAUAACGCUACAAAUUUAAGAGAGCUUCAUUUGGAAGAUGUGAAUAUGACUUCCAUAAGAGAGAGUUCUUUGUUGCUUCUAAAGAACUUGUCGUCCUCUUUGGUCUCUCUUAAUCUAGCAUCCACUGAGUUGCAAGGAAAUUUGUCAAGUGACCUCUUCUAUUUACCUAAUCUAAAAGUAUUAGAUUUGUCAUAUAAUUAUUACCUUGGCGGUCAACUUCCAAAGACCAAUUGGACCAGUCCUUUGAGGUACUUGGACCUAUCUUCCACCACUUUGUCAGGUGAAAUUCCUUAUUCUAUAGGCCAGUUGAAAUAUCUUACUCAAUUAGUUCUUUCAUAUUGUAAUUUUGAUGGGUUGGUUCCUCCAUCCUUGUGGAACCUCACUAAACUCAAAUACUUGGACCUUAGUUACAAUAAUCUUGAAGGUGAGAUCUCCAAUGUUUUUGGUCCCUUGCCAACCUCAUGCAUCAAGAACUUUCAAGGAAUGAAGAAUUUGAAUGUCACUCAAACUGGUUUGCAAUACAUGAUGGGUAAUUACAAAAACUACAAUGAAUCUGUGGUGGUUAUAAUGAAAGGUUUUUUUAUGAAUCUAACAAGGAUAUUGACUAGUUUCACAACUAUUGAUUUAUCAAAUAACAUGUUUGAAGGUGAAAUUCCAGAAGUCAUUGGAGAAUUAAAUUCUCUCAUAGGCCUUAACCUUUCAAACAAUGGAAUCACUGGUACCAUUCCAAAAUCUCUUGGUAAUUUGAUAAAUUUGGAGUGGUUGGACCUGUCAAGGAAUCAUUUGACAGGUGAGAUUCCUGAGAGUUUGUCAAAUUUGACUUUCCUGUGUUUCUUGAACCUUUCACAAAACCAGCUUGAGGGAAUCAUACCUACAGGUAAACAGUUUGACACAUUUGGAAAUGUUUCAUAUGAAGGAAAUGCAAUGUUGUGUGGAUUGCCAUUGUCUAAAUCAUGCAAAAAUGACAAAUAUCAGCUACCACAAUCAACAUCUAAUGAUGAAGAGGAAACAGGUUUUGGAUUUGGAUGGAAAUCAGUAGCAAUAGGAUAUGGAUGUGGUGCAGUAUUUGGAGUGUUGUUGGGAUAUAAUGUGUUUUUGACAGGUAAACCAAGAUGUCUUGCAACUUUUAUUGAAAAUAUGUUUCGCAUAAGACUGAAAAGGACACAUUACAGAGCUGGUGCAAAUCAUAGAGGAAUUAACUAAUUUCAUUUGUCAUGUGCUUCUUUUCAGAUAUAUAUAGACAUGGUUGUUUGUAAUUUGAACUUGUGUGUUUAAGUAAUGUGGUUUUAUCUAUUUUAAUUUCACUAUGUUGUCUAUUUCAAGUUGUUAUACAAAUAAGAAAAUUAGUGAUCAACUUCUUUCAUCUUAUUUUCAAGAUAUUGUUAUGUAUCUAUAA